UAUUAUGGGUAUGAAAAACCGAAGGACACCAAUGAUUUCUUGAAAGAUUUUGUUAAUGAGGCUACCGAAAUAUGCGAAAAUGGAAUUAACUUCAACGGUCGACAGAUAGCAUGCCGGAUUGAAGCUUUGAUUUGUGAUACACCAGCUAAAUCAUUUGUUUUGUGUAUCAAAGGACAUUCUGGAUAUUCUAGUUGUACAAAGUGUACUACGGAAGGAGAUCAUAUAAGAGGUCGAAUAUGUUUCCCACAACUUGACGCACCAUUUAGAUCAGAUGAUGAUUUUAUACAAAAAGUAGACGAUAGUUAUCACAAACCAAAUACAACGUGCAGUCUGUUAAAUAUUUCUCAUUUUAAACCGGUAACAAAUGUUCCGUUGGAUUACAUGCAUUUGAUAUGCUUAGGAAAAUUGCGCAAUUAUUAAGGGGCUACAUACACCCAGAGACAUAAAAAAUAGGCCUUUUUCUCGAUUUUUUUUUUCGAAACGUAAUGUAUGUAAUUAAUCCUAGUUUUCUUUACUUUAAAAUACAUUCUUAGAACAUGUUUUAGAAUAAAUUUGAACUAAAAAUAUUUAAAAAUGGCGGAGAUAUUGUCCUCGUCGCAAGACCUUGUUAAAAAAAGGUGCUCCGCGGUGCCAAUUGCAGCUCGUACAGAACUUAUCUGAAACAGACCAGCCUAGAAUUUUCUUAAACUGAAUGAUAUUAUCUAGUCUUUAUCGCCGAUUUUUAAAAUAUCGAUUUUUGGCAAAAUGGCGGCCGUUUAAAGAAAAAAAGCAAUUUUUUAGGGUAAAAAUCGGUCGUUUUUUUAACUUUAAAAAAAGUAAGAGCUCUAAAAAAAACCGCCGAUAAAAACUGCCUUUUUUUGUGUAGAUUAAGCCCUCCAAAUUUUAAGUAAAUCGGUCUAGCCGUUUCCGAGAUAUUUUUGGCACGCGUUUUGAAAACAUGGUUUCGAGAGAAACGCGUUUAAAGUUUGACAUUCGGUUAAAACGUAGAUAAUUUCUUUUUAAACUUACAUGGAGUCAUCCACUCCAGGGCCAUACAGUGAACCCUUCUCAGAUGUAGCGGCUUCAAAGGCUUCAAUUCUAGCUUGCCGGUGUAAUAUUCUUGCGUAAACUAUUUGCUGCAAAGGAUUAGAAGGCGCUCAUCGCGCCCCAGCAUCGUCAAACGCGCUUGGACCUUUCUCGCUAUAUCUCCGACAAUUUUUAAGGAAUCACUUUGAAACUUGCAAGGGAUAUUCUCAAGAUCUUAUACUUUACGAAUAUGCAAAAAACGAAAAAUCAAUUUUUUCAAAAUUUCUGGGUGUAUGUAGCCCCUUAAACUUGUGGCUUUAUGGUGAACUGCAAUAUCGACUACAACACAGAGCCCAACGGACGAAAUCUCUACACGUUUGAUUACCAAUUUAAAGCCCUCAAUACCUAUAGAAUUUCAGAGAAAACCACGAAGAUUGGAUUGUGUAAAAUUAUGGAAAGCCACAGAAUAUAGAUUAAUAUUACUAUAUACGGGUCCAUUGGCAUUUAAAUCUAUAUUAAAGAAAAAUGUCUAUAUACAUUUUAUGACAUUACAUGUCAUUAUAAGGAUCUUAUCUUCAAAGGACUUACACCAACACCUAAGCUAUGCGCAAGAUCUUAUUAAUUUUUUUAUUAAAACAUUUAUACAACUGUACGGAAUUCAAAACGUAUCGCAUAAUGUUCACGGUCUAGUUCAUCUUGUCGAUGAUGUCAAAAGAUUUGGACCUCUCGACAACUUUAGUGCGUUUAAAUUUGAAAACUAUAUGCAGAUACUGAAAAAAUAUGUACGAAAAGCGGAAAAACUUUUACAACAAGUUGUACGGAGAUGUAUUGAAAAAGAGAAAAACUUUUACACGUCAACCGCUUUGUCAUAUUCUGUUCCAAAACAUUCUAAUUUAUCGUUGUUACAUUACGAUGGUCCGCUUAUACCGAAUUGUUGCAAUCCACAAUACAAAACUAUUAAGUUCAACGGAAUGACAUUUAAAGCUGGGACAGUCGCUGAUAGUUGUUGUGGGUUAAGUUGUGGCACAAUUGUAUGUAUAGAAAACGUGGCUUACUGCGCAGAACAGAAUGCUCCUGUCAUUAUUGGUUACAAAUUUUUGGAAAAGGAAGAUCUGUUUAAUGUUUCCUGUUCAUCUUUCUUACUUGAUAUUUAUUCUGUUCAUAAUUUAUCUGAUUUGAAAUUAUGGCCACUUAAAAACAUUGUUAAAAAUAUGUGAAAUUGCCAAACAGAAAUGAGAAAUUUGCCGUUUUUCCUCUGAUGCAUUCCAAGAAUUAAUCUUAUAUCCAUUUCCACAGAAUGACUGACAAGAAUAAGAAAUAUGUUAUUGUUGAAUUCAAAGAUGGACUUCAAAUAAUACCCACGAUAUGGUUGACUAGUGAUUUAAAAAGAGCAAAAUGGCCGAAAAAUUACAUAACUAAUAAAAGAUAUGACAAAGCAGUAAAAAAUAUGGAAGAACCAGAAUCAACUUGGGAGGAGUAUCCUAUUAUGAAAAUAUUUACAUCAUGUUCCGACUAUGAAGUGGCACGAUCAAAAUUAAAGUUAGCCGAGCAGUUAUCAGAUCUAAAUACAUGCUCUGACGAAGAGGAAAAAAGUAAAAAAUCACGAAAAGUCAGAGCUGCUAAAAAACGCCGGUUAAGUUCUACUAGUAACUAUAGUGAGGAGUCUGAUGAAUCAUUAAUGUUAUCCCUUCCAAAACCUCCAUGUAAACAAACUAAUAUUAAUAGAGGAAUAUCGCAAAAAAAAAACUCAGGCACUUAAAGGUAAGAAUACAAUAAAGUAUCUAGGAUUCUAACUUUAUUCCACCUAAAUUCGUUAUCAAAACCAACUUUAUGUCGAGAAACCGGGGAUUUACAGGUUUUAUUAAUAUCUGUUCUAUGUUCUUUAAUUCUAGUAGCUAGUUUUCUUUUUGUCUGUCCUACAUAGAAAGCAUUGCAAUCUUGGCAAGAAAUUUUAUAUAUCAUAUCACAGUUUUCUGAUUCAUCUAGUCAAUCUUUGUCAGUUUUUAUAAACCUAAUUUGUUGUUAAGAGAAUAAGAUACUUUACAUUCCUUUAUCGAAGUUAAUCUUUUAAACUUUUUAGACAUAUUUUUUAAGUAAGGAAUAGUAAAUGUGUUUUUAUUGUUAUUAGUGAGAUUUAUAUUAUUAUUGUUUUUUCUGUAUAUGUAAAUUUAAUUCUGUUAAUUACGUUAAAGAUAUAUUUCAGUGGAUAGCUGUUAUGUAGUAGGAUUUCAAUUAUUGCUAUUAUGUUAUUUUGGUGGAAUUUAGGGUGUGACAAUUGUAGUACAUUAUCAAUUAGUCCUAUUAUAACUUCUUUUUUAUGAAUCGUUAAAUAAUGUGAGUAGAAGCUAAGAAAUCUGCCUGAGAAAGUUGGUUUUUUAAGCAAAUCAAAAGAAAUAAAAUCGUUUUCUACUAUUAAUGUUACGUUUAAAAAAUCAAUUUUAUUCG
Monomorium pharaonis (pharaoh ant) is the source of this 3450-nucleotide messenger RNA. RefSeq lists its product as uncharacterized. The record is from RefSeq and is a predicted model, not a curated record. The coding region runs from base 2303 to 2764 and encodes 153 amino acids. Lineage: Eukaryota; Metazoa; Arthropoda; Insecta; Hymenoptera; Formicidae. The transcript is spliced from 2 exons.